Poeciliopsis prolifica (blackstripe livebearer) is the source of this 3143-nucleotide messenger RNA. RefSeq names its product ALG2 alpha-1,3/1,6-mannosyltransferase (gene alg2). The transcript is spliced from 5 exons. Gene Ontology annotation, molecular function: alpha-1,3-mannosyltransferase activity; GDP-Man:Man(1)GlcNAc(2)-PP-Dol alpha-1,3-mannosyltransferase activity. The record is from RefSeq and is a predicted model, not a curated record. Bases 75 to 1334 code for a protein of 419 amino acids. Lineage: Eukaryota; Metazoa; Chordata; Actinopteri; Cyprinodontiformes; Poeciliidae.
GUGAAUUGGAACCAAAAUGGCGGCUCACUGUCAGUUCUUCAUCAUAGCGGAGGCUGAUCAGACGAGUUUAAUCGAUGGUUUCCAAAACUGAACAAGGUAGUGGAGAAAUUGAAAGAAUGGCGCGGGUGGUGUUUCUCCAUCCGGAUCUUGGUAUUGGAGGUGCAGAGCGACUGGUGGUUGAUGCUGCUGUUGCCCUAAAGUCUCAAGGAUGCAGCGUUCAGAUUUGGACCGCCCAUUAUGAUCCAAAGCACUGCUUCUCGGAGACCCGAGACCCAGAUCUUCCUGUGGUAUGUGCUGGUGACUGGCUACCCACCAGUGUAUUCGGCUACCUGCAUGCUCUAUGUGCGUACCUGCGGAUGAUUUAUGUGGCCUUCUACCUGGUCUUCCUGAGCGGUGUGGAGUAUGAUGUCAUCAUUUGUGAUCAGGUAUCGGUGUGUAUACCGGUGCUGCGGCUGUCCCGACAGAGGAAGAAAGUUCUGUUCUACUGUCACUUUCCGGACCAGCUGCUUACCCACAGGAAGUCAGCCCUGAAGAAGCUCUAUAGAGCUCCCAUUGACUGGUUGGAAGAACGCACCACUGGCAUGGCUGACAUGAUUUUAGUGAACAGCCAGUUCACUGCAGGCGUCUUCAGGGAGACCUUCUGCAGUCUAAACCGUGUCCAGCCCGACGUCCUCUACCCGUCCCUCAACACUAAAACGUUCGAUCAGAUGUCGACAGAAGCACAGGGCCUGCAGGGUCUGCUUCCUGAGGGAGUAUCCCACCUGUUUCUGUCUCUGAACCGAUACGAGAGAAAGAAGAACCUGGGCCUCGCUCUGGAGGCUCUGGCGGUCCUGAGAUGCAGCCUAACGCCCUCUCAGAGAGCGGGUGUUCACCUGGUGGUGGCCGGGGGCUACGAUGACCGAGUCACUGAGAACGUCCAGCACUACAACGAGCUGAAUGAACUGGCUGAGCAGCUCCACUUGGAGGACUGCGUCACCUUUAUGCGCUCUCCCUCUGACUCCGUAAAGGUGGUGCUGCUGCAGACCGCCACCGCAGUGCUGUACACCCCCAGCAGAGAACACUUUGGGAUCGUUCCUGUAGAGGCCAUGUAUUGCAGCUGUCCUGUUAUCGCCGUGAACUCUGGGGGGCCCCUGGAGAGCAUAGCUGAUGAGGAGACGGGCUUCCUGUGCGAGCCCACGGCCGAGGCCUUCUCUAAGGCCAUGGAGAGGCUUAUCAGGGACGCACGGCUCCGCAGGGACAUGGGACUAGCUGGGAGGAGAAGGGUGGAGGAGAGGUUCUCUCUUCAGGCCUUCUCAAACCAGCUCUAUGGGUAUAUUGUCCAGCUGAGCAAGUGACGGGAAGGAGGACGAAAACUGUGAAAAUGUGGAACUGAACAACUGCGGCAUCUCAAAAACAAAACAUCUUACUGUUUUCAAUGUGGAUUCAUCAAGAAAUGGAAGUCAAUAAUUCAUCAAUAUUGAUUAAAAUCACUAGUAAUCGGGAAAAUAUUCUGGCAGAUUAUUAUGGAAAAAUUUCUUGCUCCUCUGGCAGAUUAUUUCUCUUGUUACUAGUACUUUUUUGUCAAUUUUAAGCAGUUAUUGACUUAAAAUAGCUUCAUGUCUGGUACUGAAAAGUUAAUUAUGAGUCAGUUUUGUCUUGUUUCACGUGUACUGAAAUAUUUUUACUAGAAACUAUACCAAAAACAUUAAGAUUUUGUGUGGUAUUUUUUUUGUCAUGUGGAUGUAACUGCGCUUAAGUUUUGUUUUGUUUUUAAUUUCCAGGAGCCUGAAGUGUUUGUUUUUUUUUUCACAUAAAAUUAUGUUGAGCAAUUUCUUUAAACUUACAGUCGUUUUUCUUAGAAUAUUAAUUUAAAGCUUUUCCAUUCAUUCGAGUCCAGUUCUUCAAUGCACUAUAUGUGUCAUUAUCGUUACUGGACAAAAAAUGAGCAUUAAAAUGAGCCAAAGUCCAAAAAUCGACAAUGAAAGACCUCUAGAAAGGACGAAGAACUAUUAGUCAGUACCAGUUUGAAGGAUUACAGGAAUGUCUGCCUCUCUGAAAACACAAUAUAAAGAGUGGCUUAAAACUUUUGCACAGGUCUGUAUGUGAACUGAGCUGGGUGUGUAUUAUUAGUAUUUCAAGGAGAAUUAAUCAGCCUUCCCCAUGAGAGGUUGCUGCGAGGCGCGAAAGCGAUGGAAUCCGUGUACCAAUUAAGAAAUGAGAAAUUAGUUUACCUGUCCUGUUGCUGGAAAAAUACCACCUUCUUUGGUGUCUGUGAGUCUGGAACUAUGGAAAAAGUGCCGCAACGUGGCAACCGAGAGCUUGGGAAAUGAGUCUCCAACGAGGAUUGAUUGUUGUGUGAAAUGUUUUGCACUGUUUGUGUGUAUCCUUCUACACAAAUUUUGUUUUUUGUGCCUUUUUGAAGACAUCGCCACAUGCCACCGGGCAGCGCACAAUCUCAGAUCGAUAGGUGGCUGCUUUUCUCCUGCCUCCUGUCCGUCCACAGCUUUGUUCCUCUUGCUGUAUUCAGUGGCCUGUUCAUGACUCCUGCAGCUGCGUAAAGGGUUAUUAGCAGAUGAUGGAGAGUUGGGCUUUAUUAGAUGGGCAGUGAGCCUGUGUCUGGGUCAUUAUCAAUGAGGAGAACAGCAGAAGGUCAUUGUGUCUCUGCAAUGGCCUCCUCUGGCUUCUUACUGUAUAGAAAUGCUCCUAUCGGCAUUCUUGAAGGCUUAAUAAACAAGAAGACACAUAGUUUCCCCCAUCUCCAGAGUCCCACUCCGGAGAUGGUGCAUUUGCUGGUGCAUUUGUUGGCCUUUGAUAGACUUCUGUAAGGAUUUUGUGGGCGAGUAAGCAGGCGCAGAUACAUUGUUAAUUCUGUAAAUAAAACAUUCCAAGACACACAGACACAAAAAAUGCCAGCAAGAAAGUUUUAUUUUGCUCUUCUUUAAUCACUGAGGGACGAAACACACAGGAUCUUCCGAUGGUUGUUGCAUUAUCAUUUAGAGAGGCUGAGUUGUGUCUGAAUGAGCUUCAUUCUUAUUGAAGGGGAUCUAUUGGAAGAACACAGUGAAAAUAAGAUGUUUUUAGUGUUUUUUUUUUCUUUGCUGAAACAAAUGUAUGUUAUUUUUCUUUGAUUUUUACUCAGUUCUCAAAUAAAACUAAAAAGCAGU